CAGAGUCUGUGGGAACGACCAGCUGCCGCUAUGAAAUGGGGCCAGAUAUAGUUGUCUGUGUGAAUGAUGAUUUUAUUUCUGUCGUUUGUAGUCUGAGUCUGCUCACCCGGUCAACAUGUCACCGAUUUUAUCGCUGCUUUUGGUCGCCGUCUGCGUGUCGGCGGCACCGACAGUGGAUGAGUCGGCCGACAUGUUUCUGUUGGCCACCGAGUGGCCUCAGACUGCCUGUCUGAUGCACAGUGGCGGCUGCUCCAUUGCCGACAACGUCACCACCUUCACCGUCCACGGACUCUGGCCCGAUAACUACAGCGGUGACGACCCCUUCUACUGUGAUGGAGAGAGUUUCGACCUGGACAAGCUGAACGACCUGCUGCCCCUGAUGCACCAGCUGUGGCCGAAUGUCUACGCCGACAACACCGCCUACAGCUUCUGGAAGCACGAAUGGGACAAGCACGGCAAGUGCGCUGUCUCGACCGGAGUGUACCCCGAUCAGCACAGCUACUUCGCCGAGGCCCUGGCCAAGGUGGCCCGCUACAACGCCUUCCAGAUUCUGGCUGACGCUGGCAUUGGACCCAGCGACCAGCCCCUGGAUCUGAACAUGGUCACUGGGGUGCUGGAUGAGGCUCUGGGCACCCGCUUCAAGAUCAACUGCCAGAAAAUCGACAACAUGUUCCUGAUCUACGAAGUGGAGGUGUGUUUCGGCAGCGAGCACACCCCAGUCGACUGCUACUUGGACGACGACGAAUCGACAUUCCGGGUGAGCAGCUGCAGCCACACGGAGCCUGUCUACUACCUGCCCAUCGUCCACAACAACUGAAAACCGGAUACAACUGGAUCUGACCGGACAGAUGUGGAUUUAACCCCGACGGAGGUGGAUUUAACCGGAUUAAAUCAGAAGAAGCUGGUUUAAAAUUGUCGAAAAUAGACGGAAAAUGGAAUAAAUCGAAGGAAA
Molecule: messenger RNA, 952 nt
Organism: Amphibalanus amphitrite
Lineage: Eukaryota; Metazoa; Arthropoda; Thecostraca; Balanomorpha; Balanidae
Product: ribonuclease Oy-like
Exons: 6
Coding region: 116-817 (233 amino acids)
Biological process (GO): RNA catabolic process
Cellular component (GO): extracellular region
Molecular function (GO): RNA binding; ribonuclease T2 activity
Source: RefSeq, a predicted model, not a curated record